GCACUGCUAUGGACCGCCCAGAGUCACAUCAGGUCGACGAAGAACUGUUCGCAAAAGAAUCACGUGUGGUGAAAAAGGUUGGUGACCGAAAUGUGCGUGUCUAUAAUCUACCGCAGCGAUCAAUCCGCUUCAUCAAAGAUCUCGUGACAACGUUGGUUGAAGAACAGUGGCGCUACCUGUUGACGGUGUUCGUGGCCAGUUAUGUGGUCAGUUGGACGUUGUUUGGCGUUCUCUGGUACGUCCUGUCGUAUGCUCACGGAGACCUGGAGGUAGAUCCGGAAACCGGUGGCCCGCUGUCUACCGGUGUGCCACGCUGCGUGGACGGUGUGUUCUCCUUCCUGGACUUUUUGAUAUUCAGCAUGGAAACGCAAAUUUCGACCGGGUACGGGGCCAAGGUGCCAACCGAAGAGUGCCCGGAAACGUUCGGGCUACUCACCAUUCAGCUGAUCGUGGGGCUGGUGAUCGACGGUUCCGUUCUCGGUGUAGUGUACGCGAAGAUGGUCCGGCCGCCGCAGAAAAUCUCCGAGAUGAAGUUCAGCCAGCGGUCGGUCAUCUGCCAGCGGGAUGGGAAGCUGUGUUUCGUGUUUCGUAUCUGCGACCGAAAGUGGCAACACGCGAUUGAGACAAAGGUGUCUGCCGUGCUGCUGGAACCGCGUCGCACUGCCGAGGGGGAACUGAUCGAGAAGCAGGAAACGUAUCUGCCGCUGGAGAACGAUGGACGAUUGAUUCUACUGUGGCCGGUUACCGUUUGUCACGUGAUCGAUCGCACUAGUCCGCUGUACGAGGUGUCGGCUGCCGAUCUGAUGGAGCGCAAAAUGGAAAUUGUUAUCACGAUCACUGGUGGGACGAUGACGACGGGGCAAAUCAAUCAGGCGCGCACUUCUUACUUACCGUCGGAGAUUUACUGGGGGUAUCGGUUCUGUGAUAUUGUCGAGUACGAUUCGCGCAAACAGAGUUACGUGGCCGUUAACGAACGAAUGCACGAUCUGGAAGAAGUAGAAACGCCACUCUGCAGUGCACGCCAGAUGGAUGUGCUGUUGCGAAAGCUUCGCCGGGAUGCGUCCGCCAGCGGUGUAGGUGUCCAGUCACAACCAUACGUCCUUCCAGAAACGGAUCAACACAAUACAGACGCCAAUGGGGAUACUUCAUCCAGUAAGUAGAAUGGAUUAAGCAAAUCCUUUAUGAUGUCUUU
This is a messenger RNA of Anopheles cruzii, 1192 nucleotides long. Its product is annotated as ATP-sensitive inward rectifier potassium channel 8-like. The transcript is spliced from 2 exons. Gene Ontology annotation, molecular function: inward rectifier potassium channel activity. The coding region runs from base 9 to 1160 and encodes 383 amino acids. Gene Ontology annotation, biological process: potassium ion import across plasma membrane; regulation of monoatomic ion transmembrane transport. NCBI's taxonomy places the organism in Eukaryota, Metazoa, Arthropoda, Insecta, Diptera, Culicidae. Gene Ontology annotation, cellular component: plasma membrane. The record is from RefSeq and is a predicted model, not a curated record.